Ochlerotatus camptorhynchus is the source of this 1634-nucleotide messenger RNA. RefSeq names its product zero population growth (gene zpg). The record is from RefSeq and is a predicted model, not a curated record. Bases 217 to 1386 code for a protein of 389 amino acids. The transcript has 3 exons. Gene Ontology annotation, cellular component: gap junction; plasma membrane. Gene Ontology annotation, biological process: phototransduction. Lineage: Eukaryota; Metazoa; Arthropoda; Insecta; Diptera; Culicidae. Gene Ontology annotation, molecular function: gap junction channel activity.
UGCCUCAUCUGUUUACAUCUCAUUGCGUCGCGUCAGCUUUCAACUUUUUCAUGAUUAGCGCCUCCAUCUUUAAUCCCGAUCGCUGUGGCGGUGGCAAAUCAGCUCCUACCUAGAUUCUUCCGGUGCACUCAACGUCUGAAUAAGAAAAAAAAAGUGCCUUUAUCAGUACAACGCUAGUGCAGUGAAUUUAAAAGUACAAUUUGAAAAGAAAUAAUCAUGAUCGAAAUCACCCGGCCGCUGCGGGAGUUUCUCGUGCUAAAACCAUUUGACACGACCAACAUAGUUUGGCGUCUUCACAGCCGAUACACCGUGGUCUUGCUGAUAUUGUUCACCAUUCUGCUGUCGGCUCGAACGUACUUUGGCGAACCGAUCGAGUGUUUCAGCCCGGCAUCUCCGGUAGCAAGAUCAAGCCUACACAGUUUCUGCUGGACUCUGGGAACUUACAUUAGUCGGGAUCCAAUGUUUGUUGAUGCCAGCUGGGACUUCAUCGAGAUCGGAACAAAGAUGGGCCACAUUCCUAAAAAUGAAAGGGUGUAUCAGAAGUACUACCAGUGGGUUCCGUUUUUGCUGGCAAUUCAGGCGUUCCUGUUCUCAUUUCCCAAGCACCUGUGGCGGUUCUGUGAAGGCGGACGUUUGGCCGAAUUAAGCAAUGAUUUGAAUUCUAUUUUCCAACCGGAAGCUUGGACACGGAAGCGUAAAUGUCAAACGCUGCUCUAUCUGACUCAGGAAUGUCGCCGGCGACACACCAAAUAUGGACUGAUUUUCGUUGGAUGUGAGAUUCUCAACUUUAUUGUCCUUCUGCUGAACAUGCUUCUGAUGAAUUUCAUCUUCGAUGGCUUUUGGCCCAACUACACGCCGGCCAUUAAAGCCCUUAUGGCAUUGGAUAUGAAUUCAUGGGUAUUCUACAAUUCUCUGGUUUUCCCAAAGUUGGCCAAAUGCGAUUUCAGCUACAUUGGUCCCAGUGGAUCGAAACAAACUCUGGAUGCACUUUGCCUUCUACCGCAUAAUAUUGUCAACGAGAAAAUCUUCGCCUUCCUGUGGCUAUGGUUCAUCGUAUUGGCCGUCGUGUCCAGUAUGCAGUUGUGCUAUCGGCUGGUACAGCUUUGCUGCCAAAGCGUUCGAUUCCAGUGUCUGUUCAGCCUGUUGGAUCCAAUCAGUUAUCACCGGUUGAAGCGCGUCGUCCGGGAAGCCAAUAUUGGACAUUGGUUCCUGUUGUAUCAGAUGGCUCGGAACAUGAACAAGGGCGUGAUGCGGGAGAUCAUUCGGGAUCUGUCCCGCAUUGACCAGGAGAUUAAUAUGUCCAAACAGAGCGUGAACGAACUGCAGUUUGGAGUGGAAGCGGAGAAGGAACCGGAGGAAAUCGAAGAUGACGAAGACACGGUUUGAUGGGAGAUCGGUUUGCGACUAUAAUAGCAGUGAUAGCCGCCAAGAGGAAAAAUACCUUAUUCGAUUGAAGUAUUAUUGAGUUUCUGUUGUGUAUUAAUUGAAUUGGUGAAGGGAUUUUCUUUUAUAUUGACUUUUCAUUUAUAUGCUAAUUUAAAAGGCAUACUAUUGUACUUAUGUACAUAUUCCAUUUUCCGAGCUACAUAGAGGAAAGAUCUAUUGCAAAUAAAAACAAAUAACAUCUCAGUGGC